AUGUAUAAAUCAGUGGUGUAUAAAGGAGAGGAGUUACUGGGAGAAGUAGAAAUAUAUGCACAAGAACAACAGCAAGAAGAAGAAGAGAACAAGAACAAGAAGAAGAGAGUGAUUGAUGAGAUACUGAAGGAAAUCAAAAUAAGCCAUUUCUCACCAACAAGUGAGAGAUGUCCACCACUUGCAGUGCUUCAUACAAUUACAUCUAUUGGUGUUUGCUUCAAAAUGGAAGAGUCAACAACAACAACAAAGAUCUUCUCUUCUCAACAAGAAUCGCCGCUUCAUCUUUUGCACUCCUCCUGUAUCCAAGAAAACAAGACUGCAGUAAUGCAUCUGGGAGGGGAGGAGCUCCAUUUGGUUGCAAUGCCCUCGAGGAGUAAUGAAAGACAGUAUCCAUGUUUCUGGGGUUUCAAUGUUGCACCAGGACUUUAUGACUCUUGUCUUGUCAUGCUGAACCUCAGAUGCCUUGGCAUUGUAUUUGAUCUUGAUGAAACUCUCAUAGUUGCAAAUACAAUGCGCUCAUUUGAAGAUAGAAUUGAUGCUUUGCAGCGGAAAAUAAGCACUGAGGUGGACCCACAGCGCAUUCUGGGUAUGCUGUCAGAGGUCAAGAGGUAUCAGGAUGACAAGAACAUUUUGAAGCAAUAUGUGGAAAACGAUCAGGUUGUUGAAAAUGGAAAAGUGAUCAAAACACAGUCUGAGGUUGUUUCGGCUCUGUCUGACAACCAUCAACCCAUGGUUCGCCCAUUGAUACGAUUGCAAGAGAAGAACAUUAUUUUGACUCGCAUCAAUCCACAGAUUCGUGAUACAAGUGUGCUUGUGAGGUUGAGACCUGCGUGGGAGGAUCUGAGAAGCUACUUGAUUGCUAGAGGACGCAAGCGCUUUGAGGUUUAUGUUUGCACAAUGGCUGAAAGAGAUUAUGCUUUAGAAAUGUGGAGGCUUUUGGAUCCAGAUUCAAACUUGAUAAACUCAAAAGAAUUGCUAAAUCGGAUUGUGUGCGUCAAGUCAGGUUUAAGAAAGUCAUUGUUCAAUGUAUUUCAAGAUGGAAUAUGCCACCCUAAGAUGGCAUUGGUCAUUGAUGAUCGCUUGAAAGUGUGGGAUGAGAAGGAUCAAUCUCGCGUGCACGUUGUUCCUGCAUUUGCUCCAUACUAUGCUCCUCAAGCUGAAGCAAAUAAUGCUGUUCCAGUCUUGUGUGUUGCGAGAAAUGUUGCUUGCAAUGUCAGAGGUGGUUUCUUCAAAGAAUUUGAUGAGGGCCUUCUGCAGAAGAUACCUGAAGUUGCAUAUGAAGAUGAUACCAAUAAUAUUCCUUCCCCUCCUGAUGUGAGCAACUACUUAGUUUCAGAGGAUGAUGCUUCUGCUACAAAUGGAAACAGAGAUCCACUUUCUUUUGAUGGCAUGGCAGAUGCUGAGGUUGAAAGACGGCUGAAGGAAGCAGUUUCAGCUUCUUCAACAAUCCUCUCAACAAUUCCUUCAACAGUCAGUAGCUUAGAUCCAAGGCUGCUCCAGUCUCUCCAGUACACAAUGGCAUCUUCUUCAAGCUCAAUGCCAGCAUCACAACCGUUGAUGCUGGCAUCACAGCAGCCAAUGCCAGCAUCACAACCACUAAUGCCUCCAUCACAACCAUCAAUGAUGCCAUUUCCCAGCACACAGUUUCCUCAGGCGGCUCCAUUAGUUAAACAGUUAGGAGGCCAGGUUGUUCCUCCAGAACCAAGCUUGCAAAGCUCUCCUGCUCGAGAAGAGGGUGAAGUACCUGAAUCUGAAUUAGAUCCUGAUACAAGGAGGCGGCUUCUUAUACUACAACAUGGGCAAGAUUCAAGAGACAAUGCACCAAGUGAAUCUCCAUUUCCCGCAAGAACUUCAUCACAAGUUUCAGCUCCACAUGUGCAAUCUCGUGGAAGCUGGGUCCCAGUGGAGGAAGAGAUGAGCCCUAGGCAACUGAACCGAACACCCAGAGAAUUUCCUCUAGAUUCGGAUCCAAUGGAUAUUGAAAAGCACCGACCUCAUCAUCCAUCCUUUUUCCCUAAGGUUGAGAGUAAUAUUCCAUCUGAUAGAAUGAUUCACGAUAAUCAAAGACUGCCAAAAGAGGCACCUUAUAGAGAUGAUCGUAUGAGGCUAAACCAUUCAACGUCCAAUUAUCAUUCUUUCCAAGGGGAGGAGACUCCAUUGAGUAGAUCAUCCAGCAACAGGGAUCUUGACUUGGAAUCUGAACGAGCUUUUGCAAGUGCAGAAACUCCAGUUGAAGCAUUACAGGAAAUUGCUCUUAAGUGUGGAACCAAGGUGGAAUUCAAGCCUGCUUUGGUUGCUAGCAGAGAUCUGCAGUUCUCCAUUGAGGCUUGGUUUGCAGGGGAGAAAGUUGGUGAAGGAACUGGUAAAACAAGAAGGGAAGCCCAACGUCAGGCAGCUGAGGGUUCUAUUAAGAAGUUAGCUGGCAUAUAUAUGUCACGUGCGAAGCCUGAUUCUGGGCCUAUGCUUGGGGAUUCAAGUAGAUAUACUAGUGCAAAUGACAAUGGGUUCUUGGGUAAUAUGAAUUCUUUUGGGAAUCAACCAUUGCCUAAAGAUGAGCUGGCCACAUAUUCAGCUGCUUCAGAGCCAUCCAGACUUCUGGAUCCAAGACUGGAAGGCUCUAAGAAAUCAAUGGGUUCUGUCACUGCACUCAAAGAAUUUUGCAUGACGGAGGGUCUUGGGGUAAAUUUUCUGGCACAGACUCCACUGUCAUCUAAUUCAAUACCGGGAGAGGAAGUACAUGCACAGGUUGAAAUAGAUGGACAGGUUUUGGGGAAGGGGAUUGGGUCAACAUGGGAUGAAGCUAAGAUGCAGGCUGCUGAAAAGGCCCUUGGAAGUCUAAGAACAAUGUUCGGUGGUCAAUAUACGGCGAAACGUCAGGUUUCACCUAGGCUAAUGCAAGGGAUGCCAAAUAAACGUCUAAAGCAAGAGUUUCCACGAGUUCUGCAGCGCAUGCCCUCUUCUGCUAGAUAUCCCAAGAAUGCUCCUCCUGUUCCUUGA
Molecule: messenger RNA, 2997 nt
Organism: Dovyalis caffra
Lineage: Eukaryota; Viridiplantae; Streptophyta; Magnoliopsida; Malpighiales; Salicaceae
Source: the annotation of a GenBank genome assembly